Erpetoichthys calabaricus (reedfish) is the source of this 3063-nucleotide messenger RNA. It is a transcript of the gene cdk11b, whose product is annotated as cyclin-dependent kinase 11B. The record is from RefSeq and is a predicted model, not a curated record. Gene Ontology annotation, molecular function: ATP binding; cyclin-dependent protein serine/threonine kinase activity. The transcript has 22 exons. Lineage: Eukaryota; Metazoa; Chordata; Cladistia; Polypteriformes; Polypteridae. Gene Ontology annotation, cellular component: nucleus. Bases 114 to 2582 code for a protein of 822 amino acids. Gene Ontology annotation, biological process: protein phosphorylation; regulation of mitotic cell cycle.
AAUGUAUAUUUUCGGAAGGAGCGUCAUUUUUGGGCGCCCUCAUGAACGGAAGUUGUUCUACGUAGUGUUGCCGCUGCGUGGAUGCGAGAUUUGAUUCUGCGGAACUGUUGCUGAUGGGGGACGAAAAGGACAACUGGAAAGUGAAAACGCUGGACGAGAUACUUCAAGAAAAGAAACGCAGAAAAGAGCAAGAACAAAAGAGUGAUACAAAACGUCCCAAAAACACUGAUGACCGGGAUUCAAAACGUGAUUCCCUGGAAGAAGGCGAGCUUCGAGAUCAUAGAAUGGAAAUAACUAUCCGUAAUUCUCCAUAUAAACGGGAAGACUCAAUGGAAGACAGAGGAGAAGAAGAUGAAUCUCUAGCAAUUAAACCACCUCAGCAAGUUAUGAGGAAGGAAAAAUCACAUCACAAAAAGGAAGAGAAACGAAAAGAGAAAAGGCGGCACCGUAGUCACUCUGCUGAUGGAGGCAAGAGAGGAAAACAUAUUCGCUUGAAGGAGAGAGAAAGUGAACGACGUAAAAGACAAAGAGAAGAGCAAGAUAAAGCCAGGCGGGAAUGGGAGAGACAGAAAAGAAGAGAGUUGGCUAGGGAACACUCAAGAAGAGAGAGGACCAUGGGAGGCCAGAGGCUACCCCAACAGCAGGCUGAAACAAGAGAGUGCAGGGAAAAAAUCCUCUCAUGUAAUGCUGAGACAAGGAAGGUUAUUUUAAAAAUUGAAUUUUUAUACAGGGAUCGCUUAGAACAACUGGAGCGACAGAGGGAGAGAGAACGGAAGAUGAGAGAGCAGCAGCAAAAAGAACAGACAGAGCAACGAAGACGUGUUGCAAAGGAAAGAAUUAAAGAUCGAGAUAUGAGAAGAGAAGCAGUGCCAUCCCACCACAGAGGUCCAAAGGAGGAAUAUGGAGAAAAAGUGAAGCAAGGUCAUAGGAGUAGGAGCCCAAGUCGCCAACAUCGAACUCGUCCUGAUGUGGCAGCAACGAAGAAGCCAGUUAAAGAGGAAAGACAAGAAAAGAGAGACCCUUUAUCAGAUCGAGAAGAUGUGAGUGAUAUUGAGAUGAAAACGAGCACUGCUGAAUCUUCCUCUGGAACAGGGACUGGUUCAGAAGAGGAGGAAGAGACAAGCAGUGAGUCCAAAGAUGAGGAGGAGGAAGAGGAGGAAGAGGAAGAAUCUGCUACCAAUUCUGAUGUGUCGGAGCAGAGUGCAGAUGAAAUAAGUGAAGAGGAUCAAACUGAUGAGGAAUAUGAGGAUGAAACAGAGAAUGGAAACCACAACCCAGCUGUGCCAGAAUCUAGGUUUGAUCAUGAUACUGAAGAGAGUGCCGAUGAGGAAGAAGAAGAUGAAGAAGAAGCAGAAGAGGCUGAGCAGUCUCCUCAAAUUCAAUCCCAGUCUAAUACUCCGGAAGGCAAUUAUAUCCCAGAGUCACCGCCUAUGUCUCCUGUCGAAUUUAAGAAGGAGCUACCAAAAUAUCUACCAGCACUUCAGGGAUGCCGAAGUGUUGAAGAAUUUCAGUGUUUAAACAGAAUUGAAGAAGGCACCUAUGGGGUUGUGUACAGGGCCAAAGACAAAAAAACAGAUGAAAUUGUAGCCUUGAAGCGUCUGAAAAUGGAAAAAGAAAAAGAAGGAUUUCCAAUUACAUCUCUCAGGGAGAUUAACACCAUUCUUAAAGCUCAGCAUCCAAAUAUUGUCACUGUUAGGGAAAUAGUAGUCGGCAGUAACAUGGAUAAGAUAUACAUUGUGAUGAACUAUGUGGAGCAUGACCUGAAAAGUUUAAUGGAAACAAUGAAACAGCCAUUCUUGCCAGGUGAAGUGAAAACCCUAAUGAUUCAGCUCCUUCGGGGAGUACGCCAUCUUCAUGAUAACUGGAUUCUUCACCGUGAUCUCAAAACAUCUAAUCUAUUACUGAGCCAUAAAGGAAUUUUAAAGAUUGGUGAUUUUGGACUUGCCCGAGAAUAUGGUUCUCCUCUAAAACCUUACACUCCUGUGGUGGUUACUCUUUGGUACAGAGCUCCGGAAUUGCUUCUGGGUGCCAAGGAAUAUAAAACAGCAAUCGAUAUGUGGUCUGUUGGAUGUAUAUUUGGUGAACUGAUAACACAAAAGCCUCUCUUCCCUGGAAAAUCUGAAAUUGACCAAAUUAACAAGAUAUUCAAGGAUCUUGGUUCUCCUAGUGAAAAGAUUUGGCCUGGAUACAAUGAGAUGCCCGCAGUCAAGAAAAUGACCUUUGCAGAGCAUCCGUACAACAAUCUCCGGAAGAGAUUUGGAGCUUUACUUUCUGACCAAGGAUUUGACCUAAUGAACAAAUUCCUCACUUAUUGUCCUGCCAAACGAAUCAAUGCAGAGGAAGGGCUGAAACAUGAAUAUUUUCGUGAGACACCUCAACCCCUCGAUCCUUCUAUGUUUCCAACUUGGCCUGCCAAGAGUGAACAGCAGAGAGUAAAAAGAGGAACCAGCCCGCGCCCACCUGAAGGUGGUCUUGGGUAUAGUCAGCUGGGAGACGACGAUUUGAGGGACACAGGCUUCCAUCUAACAACAACAAACCAGGGUGCUUCUGCAGCAGGUCCCGGCUUCAGCCUCAAGUUCUGAUUAUAUCAGGCAGACUAGAAACAUUGCUAUAGACAAUGGGAACGUUGAUGAUUUCUUGACCUAAUUUAUACUACAGUGGCUCACGGCUACAGUUGGACUUUUGUUUUCAUUCAUACUGCUUACAAGUAUGUGGACAGUGCAGUUGUGAGUGACAAGACUUUUUUUGAAGAAACUGAAGUCCACUCCCAAGUACCUUUGACUCAAUAAGAUUUUAUUGAAAAGAGUGCUGUGGACGGCUGGAGUCUGCUUUUAAAUAUUCCUGCCUUUGGCCUCGUCUCAAUACACUUGUUGGACAGUGAACUGUGUGACGGAGAGAGAGUCCUGGACAAGGAGAGAAAUUGAAAAUGUAAAGCUAAGAUUUUAUUCUGGAAUUCCUAUAUAUUAGGCACUGUGAUCAAUUAUAGAUAAGCAUACUUUAUUUUUAGUCUUUAAGCAGUUUAUUUUCUGUGAGAAAAGAAAAAUAAAUUUCCUUUUGCAUGGA